AUGGAUCUCCUACUAUCUCUUCCGAUAGUCUCAUAUUUCGGUGGGCCGAUGCUGUCGUCGUGGUCGGGGUCACUAAAUCUCCUAUUUUUCUAUAUGACUUGGACGACACUCGUCCUAUCUCAUUCGCCUCUGAGAAUCGAGUUAAUCGGCACUUUAGCAGUACGAAUAGUAUUCUGGUUGGUGCCGUCGCUCUUUUUUCUGCUAUUCGACACACUAGUUCCCAGCUUAGCGGAAUCUAUUAAAUUCUAUGGUUCUACAUCAUUACCUCGGCGAAGUGCUGCCUCCUUACUUCGACAGGUCCUGCUCGCUAUCUUCAACCUUGGAUUCAGCACCGCUGUACAAGCCGGUAUAUCCAUAGGUGCUGGAACGUUAUUGCGCCGUCCGCUCUUCAAGACUAGUACGGCACUACCACUUCCCUGGCAGAUCGUGAAGCAUAUAUUGAUGCUGUAUACCGCCCGCGAAAUCCUGACGUAUUACCUCCACCGAUUUGUGCUACACUCUCGGGGGAGAGUGGCAAGGCUACAUAGCGCAUACGCGCAUUCCCGCAAGCACGCUGCUCCGUAUGCGCUGAUGCUGUAUACGGACCAUCCGCUACCGCUUCUUUUUAAUCGCACAUUACCGGUAUACUUAUCAGCUAUGGUCAUCCAACCACAUUUACUCACAUAUUUCUUAUUUACUAUCUUGACGACGUUGGAGGAGACGAUGUCCAUGUCUGGCUACAACAUUGUGCCGGGUAUUAUCAUGGGCGGCAUCACACGACGUACUGCAACACAUUAUGCAAGCGGCGGGCGCGGUAACUUCGGCGCUUGGGGGCUGUUGGACUGGGUUGGCGGCACGAGCGUGGGUAAAGACGUAGUGAAGGAUAUUCAUGAUGAAGCAGAAAAACACCAAGUUAAGGAGCGCGGCCAGAAAGCUGCAAGCGAUACAGGAAGUAUGGUACAAGACGGUAUCAACAGCUUGAAGAAGGGCCGCAAGAGCCGAAAGAAGAGCUCGGAUUAG
Molecule: messenger RNA, 999 nt
Organism: Daldinia childiae
Lineage: Eukaryota; Fungi; Ascomycota; Sordariomycetes; Xylariales; Hypoxylaceae
Exons: 1
Coding region: 1-999 (332 amino acids)
Biological process (GO): ergosterol biosynthetic process
Molecular function (GO): iron ion binding; C-4 methylsterol oxidase activity
Source: RefSeq, a predicted model, not a curated record